GAGAAAAGAGCGCAUGUCGGCCGAUGCAGAGACGAUGGUGCUUGAUGCGUGGUUGGCGAGCAAGACGGGCGAGUCUAGAAAGUGGGCCAAGACUCAGAUUGCUGAUGGCAAGGUCGACGUCAAUGGGGCGAUUGUGAAGGUGCGUGCGUAUGUAGUGCAUGAUGGUGACGUAAUAACGGUGACGGUGGCAAGCGAUGACGGCGGCGAUGAGCACGAGUACGCGGCCACGGUUGGUAAGCCGCUGUCGGCCGAGUGGCCUUGGACAGCGGGAGACGGGGCCGGUGGGAGCGGGAAGAGCGGGAAGAAGGGACGAUUUCUGGGCGCUGACAAGGCGCUCAACAAGAUCCAGUGGGAUCCGCGACUCAGGGACAAGACGUGGGUCGUCGGGUACGAGGAUCGGUUCACAGGCGUCCAAGAGAUGCCGCUCGCCGCCUGGCUCGCCGGGCUCGACGAAGGCCUCGGCUCCAUCCCGACCCACCGCAUCCGCCAUCUCUCCGGUGAUGGUGUUGUUCUUUGGGACCGCCAGGCGCGGCUUAAUCUUCUGGAUGGAGAGUAAAGUCAGCACACGAUAGU
Molecule: messenger RNA, 573 nt
Organism: Thecamonas trahens ATCC 50062
Lineage: Eukaryota; Apusomonadida; Apusomonadidae
Exons: 2
Coding region: 14-556 (180 amino acids)
Molecular function (GO): RNA binding
Source: RefSeq, a predicted model, not a curated record